AUGACGCGGUUGCUUGUCGUUGUGUCCCUUUCCUUAGAGAAAUCGGCUUUGCCCAGCAACAUAGUCUGGCCCGUGCUGGUGGGGAGCAGCCUCGCUCUUCCCUUAGGAGGUGCUCAUGGCGGCCUUGCCUUAGGCGAGGCAGAGCUCAGAGAAAUAGAGCCUCUGAUGAGUCGGGUCAUUCCUGAAGCGUGGAAUGACCGACACUUCCAGCACACGUACGAGGGUCCAGAUGACAUGCCUGCACACGCGAAAACGACUCUUUUUACACCAGAAGUUCUCCUGCCUGUGGCUGCCCCGGAGAGUGAAGAUGGGAUUCGGCGAAGAGCGGACUCUGUCGAGGCCGAGGGAGCUGAGAGCGCGCUCGCGAGCACAGUGCCCGAAGAGCGCGUGGAUACGGAGCGGAGAACCACAGACGAAAAAAGCAAGCGUUUCGAGAAGUGCUACCAACGAUUAGAUUUUGGACCCAGUCAAACAGUUGCGCUGAAUGAACAUCGAGACGGAGGAGGAUGGGGCGGCGGCCAUGCGCGAAAGCUUGUCUUCAGCGCGUUAGGUGUUCCGGCAGAAUCCCGUGACCUUGUCUGCGGCGAAGACGGGAAAAUAUUCACGAUGCGCCAUGUCGUACCAGUGACCAUGCGGAGCCGGCCGGGCGCCACCGCUCCGAUGAAGGCGCACCUGGAACGAGCAUUCCGGAAGGCGUUGGCGAAGGUUCAAAUUGGUGGACUGCACUGUUACGUUCGCGCACACGGGGCGGGCCUCGUGGUUGCCCGUCGCACUGACGCGGCAGGGGGGGAGAUGGACACCCGCAGAGGUAUGCAGGACGAAGCAGAGGUCGGCACUGACAGCAGAGGUGAAGAUGGCGGCGAGGCGGUGCGGCAAGUUCUUGAAAGCGUCAUCCCAGACAGGCUGCGACAUGCCUUUGCAGUGCCGUACAGGGGGCACCAUGUCGAGGCGCUAGCCGCUGUGAACAGCGACGGCAAAUUUUAG
This is a messenger RNA of Neospora caninum, 984 nucleotides long. RefSeq lists its product as hypothetical. The transcript is spliced from 5 exons. The coding region runs from base 1 to 984 and encodes 327 amino acids. The record is from RefSeq and is a predicted model, not a curated record. NCBI's taxonomy places the organism in Eukaryota, Apicomplexa, Conoidasida, Eucoccidiorida, Sarcocystidae.